Morchella importuna is the source of this 1056-nucleotide messenger RNA. RefSeq lists its product as uncharacterized. The transcript has a single exon. The coding region runs from base 1 to 1056 and encodes 351 amino acids. NCBI's taxonomy places the organism in Eukaryota, Fungi, Ascomycota, Pezizomycetes, Pezizales, Morchellaceae. Gene Ontology annotation, cellular component: nucleus; cytoplasm. Gene Ontology annotation, molecular function: protein binding. The record is from RefSeq and is a predicted model, not a curated record.
AUGUCAAUCCUCGAUCUUCCUGCGGAACUUUACUUCCUCAUUGCUGAAUAUAUCACAUCUCCAUGCGACCUCAACCAUCUUCUUCUAGCUCACCGUGGCCUCGCAGUGUUCAUUACCCCUGUCCUCGCUAAAUAUGCUUCUACUCCACCAUACGCUAUCCCCGCCCUCUUCUGCUUCGCCGCCUCCCGUAACGCUCAAAGGGUCAAGUCUCACCUCGAAGAAGUUAGAAAAUGGGACCCAGAUAUCACUACCGACGUUGAAUCCAUCAUCUCGCAAGGUCCCAACCUUGUCUGGGACGUCAUUGUCCCAGACGAACUCUCAAUGUUCCAAGACAAGACUGUCACCCAGCGAGCACUCCACUGGGCAAUCAUGAAUGAGAAACUCUCAAUGAUCCGAUACCUCAUCUUCCAAGGCGCUGAUAUCGAAUACCGAGAUCCCAAAACCGGCGGAAAGGCGAUCGACCAUGCCAUCCUCAAAGGGAACGCGGAGAUUGUUGAGAUAAUCAUCGAAAACGGGGCCGAUGUAAGCGUGUGGGAGUUCAAGUGCGGAAGUCUUCUACAUUGUACCAUUGAAUGCCUUAGGAAAGUAUCGUACUCGAUAGAGUUUAAAACGGCAAUGGUUGCAUAUGAGAAGAUCUUAAUAUUGCUGCUGAGAGGAGGUGCGGAUAUAAAUGUUUGCGAUACAUACGGCCACACUGCACUCCACCUUGCAGCACCUAGCUGGCCAGAGAUAAUCCCGCUAUUGUUGGAAUGGGGUGCCGAUACCAAUGCUCAAGAUUCCUUUGGGAACACACCAUUGCACCUAGCAGCGCAAACAGCACAGACAAUAUUUGACUUUACUGAUCCGAAUAUGCAAAGUGUUGAGACACUGCUCGCAAUGGGCGCGGACGCAACAAUAAAGAACGACGCAGGCCGAGAAGCGUUCGAUAGGUCGAAAAAACUUGUCCAUUAUAUUGAGCCCAAAGUUCCCUCGGAUUUCAGACAUAGGGGGUAUAUGAUGCGGCUGGUAUUACUUCAAGGACGCCGGUAUAGGCCGCAUUCCUGGUUAGCUUUGUGA